AUGUAUGUCCACCAGAAAACCCUGAUGAACUCUGUCCCAUCCAACUCCGAAUGGACACUGGAAGGCGUGUUUGUCACAUCGAUUAACAUGACUACAUAUAGCUUCGUAAUCAACUCAGUCAGUUUUUCUAUGAGAAGAAAAUCCACGUUUUACGUCAUGAACGUCAUCUUCCCAAUGCUGCUGCUGUCGGUUUUGAACGCAUGCGCAUUCUUACUUCCAACGGAGUCUGGCGAAAAGAUUUCGUUCCUGAUCUCGAUUCUCGUGUCGUAUGCCGUGUUCCUUAACUACAUCACUGAGGUGAUGCCGAAGUCUGAAAUGCCGUCCAGAAUGGCCAUCUACUUAGUCCUGGUUCUCACUCAGAGUUGUCUGGCUAUUGUUGUAACACUAGGGGUCCUGAAUGUCCACCAUUAUGGAGCACCAUGUCAAAGGGUGACCCGUGUUCCAAACAAAACAUCCGUUGACCCAGACAACCCAGUGAAAGACAAGACCGCUGAUGACUUCACAACCCAAAAGGUCCGAUCUGUCGACAGGAAAAUGUUUCUGGUGUUCCUAGUGUUGGCAGUGUUGUCUGUCUCGAUAUUCUGGUUUUGA
Gigantopelta aegis is the source of this 591-nucleotide messenger RNA. Its product is annotated as neuronal acetylcholine receptor subunit alpha-9-like. The record is from RefSeq and is a predicted model, not a curated record. The transcript has a single exon. Gene Ontology annotation, cellular component: synapse; membrane; neuron projection. Gene Ontology annotation, molecular function: monoatomic ion channel activity; neurotransmitter receptor activity; transmembrane signaling receptor activity. The coding region runs from base 1 to 591 and encodes 196 amino acids. Gene Ontology annotation, biological process: regulation of membrane potential; monoatomic ion transmembrane transport; chemical synaptic transmission. NCBI's taxonomy places the organism in Eukaryota, Metazoa, Mollusca, Gastropoda, Neomphalida, Peltospiridae.